Molecule: messenger RNA, 2773 nt
Organism: Pogona vitticeps (central bearded dragon)
Lineage: Eukaryota; Metazoa; Chordata; Lepidosauria; Squamata; Agamidae
Gene: SLC34A2
Product: solute carrier family 34 member 2
Biological process (GO): sodium-dependent phosphate transport; intracellular phosphate ion homeostasis
Cellular component (GO): apical plasma membrane; vesicle; brush border
Molecular function (GO): sodium:phosphate symporter activity
Source: RefSeq, a predicted model, not a curated record
UGUCUGAGAAAGGAGGAGGAGGACAUGGCUCCGUGGCCUGAACUAGAAGACGCAAACAGUGCUAAGUGUAUUGAGCGGCCGUGCUCCAAACAAAACCACAUUAUGUCUGAAAAUGAGGUGAAAAAUCCCAAAGGUGAAGUAAUUUCCUUAAAGAAUCAACUGGAUCUCUUACCUGCAUACUCCACCAUUGCUUUGACAACUGAACUGGAUGAGGAAAAUGAUCCAUGGAGUAUGCCAGUGCUCCAGAACAGUGGAGUAAAAUGGUCAGAACUGGAUGGAAAAGGCAAAAUACUCUGUGUGUUAAAAGGCAUUGGGAAGUUUAUUCUCUUACUUGGAUUGCUGUACCUUUUUGUCUGCUCCUUGGAUGUGCUUAGCUCAGCCUUUCAGUUAGUGGGAGGUAAAGCCGCAGGAGACAUAUUCAAAGAUGGUUCUGUAUUAUCAAAUCCUGUUGCAGGUCUGGUGAUCGGCGUUCUGGUGACUGUCAUGGUGCAGAGUUCUAGCACCUCUUCAUCCAUCAUAGUCAGCAUGGUGUCCUCUUCAUUACUGACUGUUCAGCAUGGGAUUCCAAUCAUAAUGGGAGCUAAUAUUGGCACAUCUGUUACAAACACCAUUGUGGCACUAAUGCAAGUUGGAGACAGGAAUGAAUUUAGAAGGGCUUUUGCUGGAGCUACAGUCCAUGAUUUCUUUAACUGGCUUUCAGUGUUUGUCCUGCUGCCCAUUGAAGUUGCCUCAGGCUAUCUUUUCCAUCUUACAGAAGUUAUUGUAAAAUCAUUUCAUCUUGAAAGUGGGGAGGAUGCACCUGAAUUAUUGAAAGUCAUCACUGAUCCUUUUACAAAACUUAUCAUCCAGCUUGAUAAAUCAGUGAUAAGUGGAAUUGCUACAGGUGAUGAAUCAGUAAGAAACAAAAGUCUAAUAAAAAUUUGGUGUAAAACUGAAACUAAUGUGACUGCACUGAAUACAACUGUCCCGUCACCUGAAAACUGUACUUCUUCUGACCUUUGCUGGACAAUUGGAAACAUGACCUGGACCACGAAAAAUAUUUCCAACACAGCAUAUAUUAAAAAAUGUCAACACAUUUUUGCAGGAACAAGUCUCCCAGAUCUUGCAGUUGGUCUCAUCCUGCUUGCAUUUUCCUUGCUUGUUCUCUGCACUUGCUUGAUACUCAUAGUCAAGCUGCUGAAUUCCGUACUUAAGGGACAGGUAGCAACUGUUAUCAAGAAGACACUCAAUACUGAUUUCCCUUUUCCAUUUACUUGGCUGACAGGGUACUUGGCUAUGCUAGUGGGUGCUGGCAUGACUUUCAUUGUUCAAAGCAGUUCUGUGUUCACGUCUGCAAUUACACCACUUGUUGGAAUUGGCAUUAUAAGCAUUGAACGGGCAUACCCUCUAACUCUGGGCUCAAACAUUGGUACAACUACAACAGCUAUUCUUGCUGCUUUGGCUAGUCCUGGAAGUACAUUAAAGUAUUCCUUACAGAUUGCUCUCUGCCACUUCUUCUUCAAUAUUUCUGGGAUUAUCCUGUGGUAUCCUGUCCCAUUCAUGCGGCUGCCAAUCCGCUUGUCCAAGGGUCUAGGGAACAUAACAGCCAACUACAGGUGGUUUGCCGUCUUCUACCUUCUCCUCUGUUUCUUCCUGAUCCCUUUGGUGGUCUUUGGCCUGUCUGUGGCUGGCUGGCAGUACCUCGUGGGCAUUGCUGUUCCCAUCUUGGUCUUCUUGGUUGCUGUGGUAAUCAUCAACCUUCUGCAAAAGAAACGGCCACAUUUGCUGCCUCAGAAGCUCCAGAACUGGGAUUUCCUCCCCAGGUGGAUGCACUCCUUACAGCCCUGGGAUGAUAUCAUAACCUCUGCAAGCUUUGCCUGUGGAAAGCACUGUUGCAGCUGUUGCAAAUGCUGUAGAGGUGAGAAUGCUGAACAAAUGGCAAAAGAAAAUCCAGCAAAAGCUGUGAAAUUUCACGAAAACCCAGUUUCACUGGCUGAUGAAGAAAAUGGCCUUCCAAAGGCACAACAGACAGAUAAAUCAAACCAAACAAACUUUUUCACCACGCCCUUAUAGCAGAAGAUUGGGCUUUAGAGUUGUGCUCUCAAGGACAAAAACUAGGAGGAGAAAAUGUGAAGGUUGAGAAAUGAAGCUGAAGGGAAAAUAUGUUCCAGCUUCUUCUACCUAAGGAAAAUAAUACACUGGUGGUGACUAACCAAUUUUGGCAAACAGGCCACAAGUCAAGCCUAAAUGAUGAGAUGCCCAUUCGGAAAAGAUGGUGUCCCAGGUGUCUUGUGGGACCUUGACUUUAAAUCACCGAGCCAGAGAGAGUAAUGCAGAAGUGAAGUCUGACUCUGUACUACAACCUGGCCUCCUGGCCUUUCUGCUUCUGUUUGUUACUGCUACUGCUACCCAAGUUGGUUCUUUCCCUUGGGCAAGCAUGUUUUCAGCAAUGGAGCCAAAAUUUGGGUAUACAUAAAUCUAAGGUGAGGUCUGCACAUAAAGGAUGCCUACCAUGCUUCAGGCACAUAGCAGGUAGGCAUGCCAUUUCAGGCUUGGGGAGUGAGGGUAAAUAGUCUUCGAUGGCAUGAGAUUCACAAAAUCACCCCAAAAUAUCUGUUCUUGGUAAGCUAAAUUGCUGAUCACAAGGGGAGGAUUGGAAGCACUUUGAGAUGAACAUGCUUAGAAUCUUAACAUAAUAAGAAUAAUUUUACAACUGCAGAACUGGAUUGAACUCUAUAGAUCAUCAAGACUGUCAAAGAGGCACGGUGGGGAGUCCAGGUCCCAACCUCUGGCU